Molecule: messenger RNA, 6599 nt
Organism: Paramacrobiotus metropolitanus
Lineage: Eukaryota; Metazoa; Tardigrada; Eutardigrada; Parachela; Macrobiotidae
Exons: 10
Coding region: 1841-6238 (1465 amino acids)
Biological process (GO): proteolysis
Molecular function (GO): zinc ion binding; metalloendopeptidase activity
Source: RefSeq, a predicted model, not a curated record
GUAUAAGCGAGCUAUUUGGGUCUCAGGAUGCUUUCGUUAUCCAGCAAGCGAUGUCCACUAUACAUAGCAAAGUCCGUUGCGUGACAUUCCCGGCGAGAAAGCAGGAGAAAAACUAUAUCAGUUUCGAGCUUGCUAAAAAUGUGUUCGCGGAAACAACUAACCAGUCGACCGCUGCCGAAUAAUACCAUGGCGUAGGAGCAUUGAAUAUCGACUAGCGUGCGCAGUAACUUUCGUCAACCAGGCUCUGUCUUACAAUUAUUUUGGGGGCCACAGUAACUCGCAGUCUAGGAGUCGCGGACGACCAGAGCAAAAGUCUUGCAGCGGAGUUUUUUUGAAUGUGUGGGUAUGGCUGGGACACCGUUUAUCUGAUUGUCAAAAUGUCUUUCGGCGCACCGUCCUUGCGGCGAAAUGUCUCGCGGCGUGUUGUCCUUCCGACUAAAUGUUUAUGAGACUAGUAUCCUGCAACAUUCAUGGACUAGAAUAAUUUCGUCGACACAGUUGUGGAUCAGUCGUCCACCGUUCUGCCGAACCAAGUCAACCAACCAGUCGGCGUGGCUUGAACUAAUAAUGUCGCCAUUGAGUGCAUUCGGUUCUAUGGUCGGAUCAAUGCAUGCCGUCACUGCUCCGGCAGAAAAGUUGAAGCAGUUAUGCAGAUAUGUUUUUCAAUCUGUGUGCAAUGCAUAUUUCAUCCCACUCUUUUUUCGUCUGCAGAUUGAAUUUCUCAUUUUAAAAAUUUUGAUUGAACCCGAUAGGUAAUCGAGGAGAACGGUAGUCACGCCACUGAUAAACUAGUCAGUUGGUUGUCUCCUUAGACUAAUAAUUCUCUGACUUUCGGUUUGCUGCCCGACAUUUUGCUAACUGGCAUAUUGCUAAUUCUCACAGCCUGCAGCCUGCUGCUCGACAGGUUGCUGACCGACAAAUUGCUUUUCGAUAAUUUUGCUGCACGUCGUGCUGCUGAAACUAUUUUGUUGACCGAUAUCCCGCUCACUGUUCUUUUUUCAGGUUUCGUAGCUUUUUUUGUUUAUGCUACAGUUUAUUAGCUUAGCUUGGUUUCUUAUCAUGAUUUAGAUCCCUAUGUUCUCUUUGGUUUUCUUGUGUUUGUUAUGCUGGCUUUUGUCUUGUUUUCUUAUGUUUUCUAAUGUUCUUAUAUUUGUUUCUUUUGAUAUCUUAUGUUUGGUUCUGAUUGCCCUAUGACUUUUUCUGUUAACUUGUACAGAAUAAUCUCAUGUUUUUCUAUGUGAUGUUUUUCCGCUUUUGCUUUAUUAUGUUUGGCUUCGAUUUCUUAUGUUUAGUAAUGUUUUAUUCAGCCACCUGAUUUUCAUCAGCAAAAUAUUGGGGUUCGGCAAACUGUCGUUCGGCAACUUGCCGAUCAUCGAGUUGUCGUUUCAUUGAUUGUCGGCUAAGCAUUUUGUCGGUGACCAAGCUGUCGGUGCACUGAAAAAGAGUGGAAUGAUAUAUGCAGCUGGAGCAAUGGACAUAUCUGCUUGAUUGCAUCCACCUUUGCAACGGUUGCAACGCAGACGCUUUGGCUGCACAUUAGCAGGGCUAUCGGUAUACAUUCUUCGCCAGUAUUUGAUUUAUGAAGAUGUCCAUGACGAGGGUGGACGGAGUUUCGUAGAAACAGCUACCAUCAACUAUUUAGCAGCGAAAGACAGGGCAAGACAAAGCAGUAUGCACAAAGUGAAAAAGUCGAAGGACCCUCGAUCUGAGGCAGUCGAAUAUCCGCAGUCAUUGACGUGUGUCUUUAAUUGGUGAUACUGCAAAUGAGAUUUUCAGUUGCUCAUCCUACGUCGGAGUCAAAGGUGGCAUACAACCAAUAUUUUUGGACCCAGUCCAGUGCAUGCGUCCGGGAAUCGUUCAGCAUGAAAUUCUGCACGCUCUUGGUCUGUUUCAUGAACACAGCCGGAGUGACCGGAAUACUAGUGUAAAAAUUUUUGUUGACGAAAUAAUGGACAGUCACAAAUCACAAUAUGAUAUUAUUCCUGACAUGGAUACAUUUGGAACGGAUUACGAUCUGGAAUCACUGAUGCACUACGGACCAUAUGACUUUGCUAAAACCAUAUACCGUCCGGUGAUCAUUCCCCGAAUGGAGCAUGUUUACCGAAUGGGACAACGGGAAGCACUAAGCGUGCGCGAUGUCGCCAAGUUGCGCAAUGCUUACCACUGCCAAGCUGACCAGAGAUUCGAGAUAGACGAGCAUGACUAUGAGGAACGUUCGUUUCCUGGGUUUUCUGGAUUAGAGAUGCAAGCAGAGCAGUGUGCCUGGCAGUUCAAUCAGUACUGCAGCGUCCCGGAACUAAAUAGCGAGAACUGCACAACAACUAGGUGGCUGAAUAUUUGGUUCAACGCAUCGGCCGAUACAACGCUUUUACGAUCAAUGGCUAUGGCCAUGGCCAAGGCGCCAUUACGGCCGAUCGGUAUAUUGUUAAAGGACCAACAAAUAACCGGUGAAUUGCUAUCUCCAAUUGAGAAACAAGUUCUGAUUUUGUGGAUGCUCGACUGUCAAGCUCACGACGCAACAGUGAAGCUUUCCAGCUUCAAUUUGAUUAAUCUCCAGCAUUUUGAAGUGCGCAGAUGUAUCGACAUGCGCAUCAGAAUGUCCGAUUUCCGAUUUUUGUCGGCGCUGAAAAUUAUAGUCUUCGAGAAGUCGACGAUCUUAUACUUGGAAAAAGGAGCCUUCACCAACUUGCCGCAACUGCAGAUGCUUGUUUGGCAUCGAUCGAUUUCGUCAAAAUUUGGUGUGGUGAUCGGCGACAAAUUGCAGAAGAAUCUUGCCCGAAGCAUGCCCGGCUACUUAAAGCGAAUGCACUGCGAUUGCGAAUUUGCUUGGCUACGGAAGUGGCUUCCGGAACGCGGUCUGCUCCGGGCGACAUUUGAACCAUCUGCAAUAUUUUACUUCGCCAAUGGGAAAUUCAUUGAUCAACCAGAGAUCACGAUAAACGAUGUGUAUAUUCCAAUUGACUGCGCCGUGCAGCCAUUUCCUUCCGAUUUCGACGCAAUAAAUUUUAACCAGAGCGAAUUCUCAGUUAACGCACCGCAGUGUCCAAACAGCACGUUCAAUGCGACAUAUGAAUCUCUCAAGGUUAAACGAACCUUUACUUUUUCUCCCAUCGACAUCAGCCAGUGUCAGAUGCAGUUUGGAAAAUCUUGCCGACCGUGGGAGAGGCAUUCUUCAUUGCCAGCUACGGAAACGACAAUUCUGAUUUAUUGCCAGCAAGUGCACAAGAGUUCCAAGACCGCUUUGGCCAUUGGAUGUUGGAGCAACGCGACGGUGCGAGACGUACAAGACAUUGCCUUCGCGCUGGCCAAACCACCAUUACGAAUGGUGAAAUUAAAUGUCAGCGACGGAAGUUAUCUGUGUUACCGUGCGUUUGCUCCGGUAAAAACGCAAAUUCUAGUGAUGCAGCUCUACGAUUGCUUGCAACGACGGACAACAGGCAAAUUACCUUCCUUGGCUUUCGAAAAUCUGCUAUACCUCGAAGUAAACAACUGUCACAAUAUUACUGUUCGGACCGAGGAUUUUGCUGACUUUCCUAAUAUUCGCGUAAUACUGUUCGCACAGUCGACGGUGGACGGAGUGACCCAGUUUACGUUCAGUUCGCUUCCGAAUCUUGAAGCUCUGUCCAUGGAAAUCGGAGCGCGCGAAGCGCUGACGGGUGACUCAAAUUAUUAUCAAUAUUUACGUAGACUCCACUGUGAUUGCCAGUACAAUCACUUCCGAUCAUGGCUACAGCAACGUAUUAUAGACCGCAUUCCAACAACUGCGGUAGACUCGAAUGACAAAGGAAAUAACGCUUCGCGCAGCUGGACGGCGCUAGCGCAAUUGGACUACGAUGUGGAGGGCGAAACAUACCGCUAUCAGUGGUGGACAAAAGAAAUGUAUCAGUCUCUGGAUUGCGCUACUGGGCAAGCUAGCAACGAUUUUUGGCUGACGGUUAACAAUAAUCACCGGUUUAUUUACUCUGUGAACGCUCCAAGUUGCCCGCAUGCUUAUGCACCGACCCAUGCACCAACAACAAGAGGUUCUAGACCUUACCUGACAGGAAAUAAGACGCUGGAACGCUCCAGUACCGGCAAUAAAGAAGACUGGACCGCCAGCUUGAGUAAACCGAUUUUGCAAGAACGACGAUCCGAGCUAACAGCGCAGGCGAUUGAUGAGGCAGGCCGUAUAUACCAUUACGAUGACCAAGCGCUCAGCAGUGACCCCGCUGCAGAGUCCGGACUUUUGUCUAGCAGCCGAUUCUGGCUCAACAAUGGCAAAGAUAUUGCUUAUUUAUUCAGCGAAGCGCUCGACAUCGCAGAUCGAGAAGAAAUCAAGGAGGCAUUACAUUCCAUCUCGAUCUACACUGCACAAUGUGUGACGUUUAAAGCCAGGGAACUCGAGAAUGACUACAUCUUUUUUCGGUUGGGACAGAGAUGCCAGUCAAGUGUUGGCAGACAAGGUGGUCAGCAAAACAUCACUCUAACGCAAGCAUGUAUUUUUCGCGGGGCCCUCCAGCAUCUGGUUCUUCACGCGUUCGGUCUAUUUCACGAACAUCACAGAGCUGAUCGUAGCGAGUACUUGAGCAUAUAUCUCAAUCGAACAGAACUCCCGCCAAACAGCGUUCUGAUUCGCCAGCUACCGCAGAUGGCCACUUACGGGACCGAAUACGAUCUGGAAUCCAUUAUGCAUUACGGCGCAUUCGACCUAGCCGAUCCCGAACAUCCCGAUCUGCCUGUCUUCCUCCCUAAAACAACACAACCAGGGAAACGCUUUAAAAUGGGUCAACGCCGGACUCUGAGCGCCAAAGACAUUGUCAAAUUGUACACAGCCUACAACUGCACGAUACAAGUCGGAGACGGUGGUGUUCGCGAACCGAUUCCCAAUUUUGUUAUUAGCAAUCUUCCUCCGUCGGAGUGUGAUAAGUUAGCUACGCUGAAAUGUGCUAGUGAACGUAUCCAUGACUGCUCAUUACGGGGGUUCAUACCGCUGUCCUGCGACUCCACGACCACAUUGGAUGACUGGCACCAAACGGGUGUUACAGUGGCGAACCUGACAAUGCGCGUGGUCGAACUGAAAAUGCUUGAUAGCGAUGAGAUGAACGGAGCCCCCGCUGCUUUCAUGCCGAUUCGAAACCAAAUACUUUUUACGUCAUUUAGUAUGUGCCAGAACUCCCGUUUUUCAUCCAGGCUCGCCGUUUUCCGUUUCAUCAAUUUAAUGCAGCUGCAUUUACGGUUUUGUUAUGGGCUGAUAGUGCGGAAAAAGGACUUUUGCGGAUUCCCGCGCCUGCUCAUUCUCCUUUUUGUCCACAGCACGAUACUCCACCUCGAUGCGGGGACCUUCAGCGCCUUGCGGGAGCUAACGGUGCUGAGCUUGGAGUCCGAUUUGCUCAAUCCAACCAGCUCCCAGUCCAAUGUCAGCCGGUCGCAGCUGAUGGAUUACCUACGCCGACUGCACUGUAGCUGUGAUUUCGCUCAUUUUCGACGAUGGAGGGAAAGCAAUAAGGUGUUGCGACUGGAACUAGGGUCAGGCGAAAUAACCUAUGUUGUCGGCAUCGCCCGCAGUCGACGAAUAAAGAGAGACCAGAUAUUUUAUCCUGUAGACUGUCUCGCCGAUCCGCACGCAUCAAACACUACGGAACUGAAAAUCAAUUCGGACCAACGUGAAUAUUCCAUUAACGAACCAGUGUGCGACUUAGACACCAUCAAAGCUACAAUUACGCCGUCCUACAGCAGCCUUUGCGGAAAUACAGAAGUUAACAAUUCAUCUAUACCUGAACCAGCGGGCAACAGAUCGUUGGACAAAACACAAAAUGUUGAUGCAGGAAAAUUUCAUAAAUUGUUCAACGAGUCAAAACAGGAAGCGCCGUUGCAUUCCGACUUUGUCGAGCCAUAUCGGAAAGACAGCGCGGUACACGAAGACGCCAAAUCGUACAGCUGGAUAUACGGCUGUGUAGGUGGAGUUUUUGGCCUGUGCAUCAUAUUGGCUGUCUAUGUGACAUGUCGCUGUGUUUGUCGCUCGUUGCAACGUGCCAAGAAUGCCGUAAGUCUGGAGAAUGGUCCACUGCUGGGGAGACAGGUUGCUACAGUAUCCAGGCCGAGUGUACAGAUCUCCACGGCGUCCACUGAAUUGACGCACACAUUUGGCGGCGAAGUGGACGAAAUGCCGAGUCUGGAUUUGACAACAGAAGGCAGUGGCACUGAAUUGUUGCCGCUAAACAGCGCUACACUCGACGCACAUAUUGAGCAGUCUGUGUAGUCAGAAAAUUAAUCCCGUUACGCGGUUACAGUACCCGAGGGGCCGCGCUGACGCUUGGAAUAGGAUUCGGAUUGCUCAAACUUGGACUUGGAUUACUCAUCCAGAGAAGUUAGAGAACCACACUUGCUUAUGUAAAAAUAAGCGUUCUUUAAAAUUCUAUAACGUGUAACCACCAUCGGGUGGAAGUCUCCUCUAGGAAUUCCCGAUUAACUGCCUUUUGUUGAUGUUUGUUUGUUUGUGUGUUUAAGCAACUGCACAGCUUCAACAAACAGGUGAAAACCUGUGUGUAAUUUGCCCAUAUGUAGCACAGUCUGACAUACUUUAAGGUUGUUAACCGUUUGCUACAUGAGCAGACAAGUAA